Molecule: messenger RNA, 5217 nt
Organism: Aedes albopictus (Asian tiger mosquito)
Lineage: Eukaryota; Metazoa; Arthropoda; Insecta; Diptera; Culicidae
Gene: stj
Product: voltage-dependent calcium channel subunit alpha-2/delta-3
Exons: 23
Coding region: 719-4570 (1283 amino acids)
Cellular component (GO): voltage-gated calcium channel complex
Molecular function (GO): voltage-gated calcium channel activity
Source: RefSeq, a predicted model, not a curated record
GUUUCCCCAAAUGGGAGCUGUUUACAAACAACUUCGAGCCACGGCCGAAAAUGGCGAUUAUUUAUGGAUAAAACCUCCCCCACGGCGCAUGUCCUGGCGAACCGGCACCGUAAACAAUCAACAAAGCCACGUGCUUCCAACCAUGUGCUGCAGGACCAGGGCUCCAACACACUGCAGCUGAUACGAGAGCUCCGCCACAUGUUGAUUGUUUACUAUCAGCCGGAUGGAGGCACCACCGGGGAGCGUAUUGGGGAAUCGGGCAUGCUCACUGGGGGUGCUGUUGCGCAGGACAGACCGAAAAUGGAGCCCUUCUUUAUCCGGACCAUGGUGAAAAAUUAUGACAGACUAGAGCUCGGAAAAGUGUAAAAAAUGGACGCCAUUGUUCUAGCUGGUGACGAGUUGUGAAAGAAAAUCGUUCAAAAUGGCGAAAUACAAGUCCGAACAGUGCUAAAGUUGCCAGCCAUCGAGAGCUAACCACGCCAGCAACCGGAAGUAGCUGAAUUGGACCGAUUUAGGUGAAUCGGUGGCGCGCGAAGUGGUUUUUUCCUCCCGAUAAGACAAGUGGUGGUCGACAUUUUUCCAUAUCUCCUAAAAUAGUGAUCCGCAGAGGACGGUCCCCCUUUUCAGCUGGAUAUGAUCCAGAGGGAUCUCCUCGCGAACGGAUGCAAACGAAAACUAGCUCGUAGGACACAACUACUCUGCAGGAAGCCAAUAGCCAAUGUUCAAGACCAUGUACAUAAAGAAUAGCUCGGGUUUCAUCGCUUUUUCCGUUCUGUUAGUUUUCGCAAUCUCAAUUACACGUAGUGCAGAUGAGCCAAAAACAAUCAAGUAUAGCAUUGUCCAGGGAUGGGCGGACAAGCUAGGCGGAGAAUUAGCAUCCUUAGGAGAUUUUAUAACUAGACGAAAAGACGUAGAAGAUAGUUUUAAACAAGCACAAGUAGUUAGCAAAAAUGGACAAAAAAUUGUGGAAGAGAUGGCCAAGGACCUCAAGUACAUGAUGGAUGCGAAAGUGAGCGCCGUUAAGCGCAUCAUGGACACCGCCGAAAACACGGCCAUCUCGUACGAUGAGGAACCAGUGAACCAAAGUUUCCAGUACUACAAUGCCAAGGAGAUGAUCGAACCGGGCGAGAUCAUCACCACACCGAUACCGAUGAUCGACGAAGAUCCCGCUGAUAUAACAACACCAAUCCCGCCCAAAGAGAUCGUUCUCACUAAGAAGAAACACUUCUUCAACGAAGCGGUCAAUACCUCGGUCAGUUCGGUGCACGUGCCCACCAAUGUGUACGAUAGAGCAACUGAGGUGAUCAAGGCAAUCAAGUGGUCCGAAGCGUUGGACUCGAUCUUCUACAACAACUACAUCGGCGACCCGACGUUGACGUGGCAGUACUUUGGCAGUUCGACGGGCUUCCUCCGCCAGUUCCCGGCGACCAAGUGGGUAGAGGAUCCGGUCGAUCUCUACGACUGCCGGUUACGCUCCUGGUACAUUGAGGCGGCCAACAGUCCGAAAGAUGUCAUUAUCCUAGUAGACAGCUCCGGUUCCAUGACGGGCCAGCGCAAAGACAUCGCCAAGCACGUCGUGUCCAACAUCUUGGACACGUUGGGUCCUAACGAUUACGUCAACAUCUUCACUUUCUCCGAAGAGGUGACCGAAGUUGUCGAUUGCUUUCGCGAUACGCUGGUUCAAGCCAACAUGGGUAAUAUCCGAGAGCUGAAGCUAGGAAUGGAUAACAUCGAAACGACUGAGAUUGCGAACGUCUCGGCGGCCUUGACCAAGGCCUUCGAGCUGUUGGAAACCUUCCGCGAGAGUCGAAACGGUGCCCGGUGCAACCAGGCCAUUAUGCUCGUUUCGGAUGGUGUUCCGUACAGCUUCGAGGAUAUCUUUGAGCAGUACAACUGGAAGGAGUUGCCCUUUAUCCCGGUGCGGGUCUUUACCUAUCUGAUAGGCCGGGAGGUCGCCGAUGUCAAGGAGAUCAAGGAAAUGGCCUGUAAGAAUCAAGGCUACUACGUACACUUGAGCACGCUGGCCGAGGUGCGGGAAGAGGUGCUGAACUACAUACCGGUGAUAGCGCGGCCACUGGUGUUGAAUAAACGGGAACAUCCGGUGGUGUGGUCCGAGGUGUACGCGGACGUUGAGGAUCCAAAAAUGACGGACUGGUUGUGGGAAAUAAAAGAAAGAGCUGAACAGAAGGAACGGUUCAUCGAUUACCGUAAGAAUCGAGUGAUAUUCUUCUCUCCAGAAGAACAGCACCGCAGGAUGAUCAUGAAACAGCGAAUGAAUCAAGAUCCUUACUCAAACAACCAGAAGUACAACUUCAUGACAACAGUGUCUGUGCCUGUGUUCGAUCGUCGGGAAAAUGCUAACAUCACCGAAGACAUCCUCGUCAAUGCGGCUUACUGGGUUACGAUAACACGAGAGACCAAGGUGGCGAAUAUACUCGGUGUAGCCGGGGCGGACGUACCAAUCUCGGAAAUCAAGAAAUACUUGAAGCCACAUUUGCUUGGAGUCAACGGGUACGCCUUCAUCGUUACGAAUAACGGGUAUAUUCUAACGCACCCCGAUUUCCGUCCAGUUUUUCAAGAUAUUUUAAAACCUGCUUACAACACAGUGGACAUGAUAGAGGUUGAAUUGACCGACGACGACCGUGGACCACGGGACUUUAACCUUGCCUUAUUGCAUAUACGAGAAUCUAUCAUAAAUCAAUCUACCGGAGCGAAAUGGGUGCACGUGAAGUAUCACUUCGAUGAAAUGAAACGGGUAUCCCGCACUCGGCGCCAGUACUACUGGACACCGAUAAAAAACACCCCGUUUACUCUGGUGGUAACGUACCCGGAAACGUACGGCGUUCACCGUCUGCAGAUCCGGACGGAAGACGAAAUACACCGGAUCCUUGCCAAGGGCAGCAAUGUAGCCAGUUUCUUCAGCGGUAUCAACUGGAAAAUUCACCCCGACUGGGUAUACUGCAAAUAUCUGAACGAACACGCAAACGAAACGUUUGCCACUCCCGAGCUGGAGUUGAAGCACUUCCUCGAGCGAAUGAAACUAGGCGGUUGGAAAUGGCCAGCACUCCGGACACCACCUCCACCGGAGCACGCCAUGUUUUCUAACAUUUCGACCCGAAUGCCUGAAAAGGACUACUAUUACUGCGAUCGCAAUCUAAUGCAAGCCCUGGUUUACGACGCCAAAGUGACGGAAUGGUUCUCGAAAAACACCAGCGGAGGUAGCGGUAGUAGAGACGAGAAAGGCGGCCCUAGCCCAAUAGCAGUUUUGAUGGGUUUGUUGCCAAGGAAUGAGUUCAAGCAACGAUUCGGAGUUACUGUUUCCUUUCUGGCAACACACAGUGGGCUUACCCGGUGGCAGGACCAUAUGAACUUUGGCGACGAGUCCAAGCAAUCAGAGCCCGACUUCAGCGAAACGCACAACCGAGCGAUCGACGAAAUUUGGUACAAACGCGCCGUGGAGCUCUACUACAACAACAAGAACAAACGUAGCCAGGAUGGCAACGGCAAGGAUGACGACGAUAAGGACAGCUACGUCUACUCGGUUCCGUUCGAUGCCGGCAAUCGGAACGACACCCUGGUGACGGCCAGCAAUGCAAUCUUCCACAAUGACGGCGGCAAGGAAACGCCGGUGGCCGUGGUCGGCUUCCAGUUCCACCAUUCGGCCAUGUACACUCUGUUCAAGAACAUCACCAGCCAGUGCAGGCCGAACAGCGAUCACAGCUGCGAGAAGACGUGCUUCACGGGCGACUACCAGUGCUACGUGAUAGACAACAACGGGUUUGUGGUGAUCAGUGAACAGCUGCAGGAGACGGGAGCGUUUUUUGGGGAGGUCAAGCCGGCGUUCAUGCAGCGGAUGAUCGAUGACGGCAUCUUCAAGAACGUCACGAUCUACGACUACCAGGCGGUGUGCUUCGUGGGGAAGAACAUCAUCAACCUGGGCAACAUCAUACAAACGCCUCUGAAGGUGAUCUGGUGGUUCCUGAGGAAUGCGGUAUCCUACGUCCUGUGGUUGAUCGUGCAGAUAUUCUUCACGAUCGUGCAGGCCUACGACGAAGCGCCAUACGACAACCAGUAUGACGCGAUGGCAGAUCCCGACUUUGAGGAUCCCACGGCCGGUCGGUACAAGGAGCCCGAGUUCAACAAGGUUCUGAUCAAUCGAACGCGACCGGAACCUUGCGAUCACGUUAUCACGCUGUACGAGAUCAACAACGACGUCGAUCCGACCGUGUACCGCAAGGAUGCCCAUCAGUGUGAAAGACCCUACGUGGUACUGCCAAUCCCGUCCAGCAAUUUGAUCCUGCUGGUUCUGGACACGCUGUGUCCGCUGCCUUCGCACGUCCCAGUGCUCACCACGUGGCCCGUCGAGCACGACUACAACGCGACGUUGGCGUGCCACAAAGCUCACAGCGCCGAACUUCCGCGGAGGCGACCGCUCACCUGUAUCAAUAAGCAUGCGAACGAAAGUAUAAUCGAACUGUGCGGACGAGGUUCAUCGUUGAUCAAAUCCAGCUGGAUUCUGAUGGGGUGUGUCCUGCUGCUGGGACGACUGUUGCGUGUGUACCACAACUAAAUCCAUUCUACGAAGAUCAUUGUGAAAAAAAACACGCAAAGAAAAAUACUGAGAGCUUUCAACUCGGAUGCAAACUGCCACUGGUGAGGGUGAUCUCCGGAUACAAGGAACAUUCAAAAAAUGAAUCAUCAGAACAAACUCACCACUGGCAAGCGUCCCUCAAGAAAAAAAAAAGAAUAACGAACAAGUCUCAACACUUCACAAACUAUAGCUACAAUUUGAUUGUUACUUUCAAUUUUCGAUAAGAAACCAACUUGAGUAUGACUUCAACGAGAGGGAAAAGGUAAAACCAAAGCGUUAUAUUUAGUACAAUAACCGCUGCUGCUAUAGAACCAUUAAAACUAUUUAGCCAAAUUCUGUUACUCAAUUUCACAAGAUUUUUGAAAACUUAUCUCACUUCAGGCUUCUGAAAUCAGCAGGAGAAACCGAAAGAAAACCUAGUACACGUUUUGUUAUAUCGAUGACUAUGUGCUACCGAACAUUUCUUAUAGAAUCGUAACCAAUCUCAUGCUCUUGUACAAAGUAAACUAACGAACGACGAAUUUUCGGAACAUGAAAGUGCAGGUUAUAGGUGGAGGAUGGAAAAGGCCAAACUAGGUGGCAACACUGCAAAACAAAUAUAUUAUUGAUUAGGAGUGAAUUGUCGG